Molecule: messenger RNA, 1950 nt
Organism: Echinostoma caproni
Lineage: Eukaryota; Metazoa; Platyhelminthes; Trematoda; Plagiorchiida; Echinostomatidae
Source: the annotation of a GenBank genome assembly
AUGAACCCACCGACGUCCGCGGAACCCGGUUCAUUGGACGUGAAUGUUGUCAAACACGUGGUUAUUUCGGCCAGUGAACUGAAUGAAUUACCAUUGUCUAGCUACAAAUGCGAUCUGUGCGGUUUAAAAGUGAAAACAAAAGCGAAUCUACGGGCACAUCAUAUCAAAACACAUCACAUAUUAAAGAGCGAUUCGGACGUGGCGUUCUAUUCGAAGAAGAAAAAUACCAUCACCUAUGUCUAUCAUUGUCCGAUCGCCUCGUGUAAGCAUAAUAUCGAGUGUGAUGGCGGUUUUGCCUCGUUCUCUCGUUUAAAACAGGUACUCUUGUGUUCUUUUGGUCGACGGGUCAUGUCCUUCUCAAAGCAUUUCCAGAUUGUUCAUAUGUCCAAAUCGUACGCAUGCGAUCGGUGUGAGCAACGUUUUGCCACACCAUCGGCACAAGCGUACCACGUGAAACUCUGUGGCAAAACCUAUUCGUGUUCACUUUGCUCCAAAACGUACACAGUUAGGAAACAUUUAAUGCAACAUUUUCGUCGCACUGGACAUCAUCGUGUAACCGACAAUCAGUGCGGUCGUGUACAAACGGGGAAAAGAUCUGCAUGUCUCCAGGGGCUCAAUUUUCUCAAUCCCUCAGCACCAGUUCUCGGUCAUGUUGAACCAGAUUUCCGCAAUGAAGUGGCUCCCACUCCUCUCCAACCACCACCAGCCACCUUUAUUCCGGUGCUCAUCUUACCGAUUCCAGUUCCGGCCAUGACCGAUUGGAAUAAUUUCUCAUUAGGAGCACGCUCUAUGGCAUCGGCGGAUCCGUUUGUUUCACCGGUACUGUUCUCGGAUGCAAAGAUUCAAUCUGUGCCAGAUGCGUCAGAACCAGAAUCAGCUCCAUCCUUGACACAGUACCCGGUAGAAGUAGUUCCACAAGCAUACAUCGAUCCAUCUUUGGAAGAACGUAGUACACAAACAGUGCGUGUGGACGCGGCUGUGGAUGCCACGGUGUCCGGUUCAUACAACACAUCGGUGUCUGUGAAUAUCGGUACGGACGAGGACGAUAUCAGUGCAUUUCUCGGCAGUUUGUUCUGUGAUGCCAGUGUGGAGACAAAAUUUCCGGCUACUCAACUGGUCCACGAGUACACAGAUACCGCACUGGACGCCAAUGAAAUCUUGGAUAGCAUUGACCGGAUCAGUCAGUACGCGGACGCUGCAUUCGACACGAAUGAUUUGCCAUGCAAUCAAACCAAAUCGGAUUACCCGGACACAGAACCGACACAGUUGUUGACGGGGACGACGGAAAAAUUCAGCGGUCAAAUUAUCACCCUCACCCAUGAGGGUAGUCAAUCGGUCGGGCUAUUGACCUCGUUCGAUAAAGAUCAGGAGUCAUCGUGUGAUCAUCGUGUGACUCGGCCAAUCCCGACUGUGACACACGAUACGCGAUACGAGGCUGAGCAAAACUAUUUCACCCCGAUACGACCGUUGGAGACACCGCCACCGUUACGAACACAAAAUCCAUCACAAUUGCUCACUAUCUAUCAAUCGACACCGGAUGGGAUUCAACCCGUUGAUUCACCAAUGCCGAUCCCGUGUAGAAUGUCAGCGGAACGUAACGCCCCGGUCGACCGGGUGAAUCACGGUAUUUCGGAAAUCGGUUGCCAGUAUUCAAGACCUCCAAUCAUGCAAUCCGAUGCCUGUGAAUGUACUGAAGAUCACUUACCGUCUUUCCAAUCUAUCGGUCUCCAAUCGAAUCUAUGGUCUCCGACAGGUCCGGUGUGUGCGUCCAUGGAGACACAGACUAUGGACGCGGACCUUGAAUCCUGGUUGAAUAGUGUUCACACGCAGACCUCAGCCUCACCAUUUGAUAUACACGCGUUUACAGACAUGAGUGUGGGAGUGAAUGAGGAUUAUUUAACCAGUGACUUCGAUUCCGUCGAGACGACAGACAGGAAGUAUGCGAACUAA